CGGAAGCCUGAGGUGAAGAGUCGCUGGCGGUCAGUCUGGUUGCCGAGCGAGCGUGCGCAAAGGCCGCUGGGAAGCUGCGGAGCCCGGGACAGCGCGAUGGCGGAGGCUCGCGGCGCGCUCCCGGGCUGGGUCUCGGUGCUGGGCUGGGGCCUGGCGCUGUGCUGUCUGUGCGGGGCGGGCCCGCUGUGGAGUGGCAGCCAUGAGUGGAAAAAACUAAUUUUGACCCAGCACUGGCCCCCCACAGUAUGCAAGGAAGUUAACAGAUGUCGGGACUCUCUGGAUUACUGGACAAUACAUGGACUAUGGCCUGACAGAGCAGAAGAUUGUAACCACUCCUGGCACUUUAACCUAAAUGAGAUUAAGGACCUUUUGCGAGACAUGAAGAUCUACUGGCCUGAUGUGAUUCACCCGUCUUCUAAUCGCAGCCAAUUCUGGAAACAUGAAUGGGAUAAACACGGCACCUGUGCUGCCCAGGUGGAUGCCCUCAAUUCCGAGAGGAAGUACUUUGGGAAGAGCCUGGAUCUAUACAAGCAGAUUGACCUCAACAGUGUACUACAAAAAUUUGAGAUCAAGCCAUCUAUCAACUACUACCAGCUUGCAGAUUUCAAAGAUGCACUUACAAGAAUCUAUGGUGUGGUGCCUAAAAUCCAGUGCCUUAUGCCAGAACAGGGAGAGAAUGUACAGACCAUUGGGCAGAUAGAGCUGUGCUUCACCAAGGAGGACUUCCAUUUGCGGAACUGUACUGAGCCAGAGGAGCAGCCAUCCUCCGGGCAGGAAGCCCGGCUGGCCAGGGAGGCUUCGACGCAUGGGAUGAUGGUCUGCGAAGACGGCCCGAUCUUCUAUCCUCCACCCAAGUCCCAACACUGAUGUUCACAUUUUGGAAAUAUUUUAUGUUCCACAAAGUAAGAGAAGUUCCCAAAUCAUUGCUUUCUAAAAAUUCACUAAAAAGUUUCUUAAAAUGUG
This is a messenger RNA of Rattus norvegicus (Norway rat), 963 nucleotides long. It is a transcript of the gene Rnaset2, whose product is annotated as ribonuclease T2. Gene Ontology annotation, molecular function: ribonuclease T2 activity; RNA binding. Lineage: Eukaryota; Metazoa; Chordata; Mammalia; Rodentia; Muridae. Bases 97 to 867 code for a protein of 256 amino acids. Gene Ontology annotation, biological process: innate immune response; RNA catabolic process. The transcript is spliced from 9 exons. The record is from RefSeq and is marked provisional. Gene Ontology annotation, cellular component: extracellular region; lysosomal lumen; mitochondrial intermembrane space.